Messenger RNA from Athalia rosae (coleseed sawfly), 859 nucleotides. It is a transcript of the gene Srp14, whose product is annotated as signal recognition particle 14 kDa protein. Lineage: Eukaryota; Metazoa; Arthropoda; Insecta; Hymenoptera; Athaliidae. The record is from RefSeq and is a predicted model, not a curated record. Gene Ontology annotation, molecular function: 7S RNA binding; endoplasmic reticulum signal sequence receptor activity. Gene Ontology annotation, cellular component: signal recognition particle, endoplasmic reticulum targeting. The transcript is spliced from 5 exons. Gene Ontology annotation, biological process: SRP-dependent cotranslational protein targeting to membrane. Bases 377 to 703 code for a protein of 108 amino acids.
AUAUUAUCAAUUUUGGAAUACCAUCAGAAAUUAAGUGAAGCCUUUACCUCCCGGAGAAGUAACGUCUGUCUCUUCCGUUAACCUGGUCAGACAUUCGUUUGUCUUCUGCUGGGCAUUCUUUAAAACGAGGUUAAAUGUUCAUUUGCUUGUCUAUGAACAUCCCGUCCGCGCAUACCAUACCACUACGGAGGAAUGUGGUACCACGCAGUCUUUCUUCGUCUUCCCACUUGGAUUACCAAUUGAUUACCAACGAAUUCAGACUUGAUUACCUACCCACUCUUACCUUACAUUUCACAUAACCACAAAUUUGCGACGAGUAGAUUAUAGACGAUUCGUAUUCAACGUGUUCGCGUAGAGCAUAUGUUAUAUCGACGGAAUGGUUUUACUCGAGAAUGAUGUGUUUCUAGUAGAGCUGACUCGACUAUUUGACAAGUCACGACUUUCAGGAUCUGUCGUUUUGACAAUGAAACGCUUCGACGGGCAUGACAAACCUGUACCUCGUAAAGGCAGACCUGCCUUACCAACUCCAACUGAAUUUUUGUGUUUGGUGCGGGCCUCUCUUCGCUCUAAGAAAAUUUCCACAGUUAUCCAUUCCAAGGAUGUGAACAAAUUCCAACAAGCAUAUUGGAGUCUUUUCAAGGCGAAUAUAAAUGGUCUCAGAAAGCUUAAGAAAACUAAAUCGGCAAAACCUAAGGCACAUUGACAGGUUUAGUCUAUUUUCAAUGUUAUCGUGAUAUGAGUCAUUUUCUACAGUGCUAUCAAAUCCACUUUUGUACAAUAUAUUAUGCGAUAUUCACGCCUCAUGUUUGAGCUGUGCAUGGAAAAAUGCAUGGUUAAUAAAGGCGUACAUCUUGAUUAA